Messenger RNA from Schistosoma turkestanicum, 1429 nucleotides. The record is from the annotation of a GenBank genome assembly. Lineage: Eukaryota; Metazoa; Platyhelminthes; Trematoda; Strigeidida; Schistosomatidae.
AUGUUGAUUUUAUAUUUGAAUAGAUUUUUGUACAUUUUAUCAUUUAUUGAAUUGUAUAUUAUAUUUGUGCAAUGUCUACCAAUUCAAGAAAAUCAAUUGUUUUCUGAUCAAUCAUUAUCUUCAACAAUUUUGCACACUACAACUCAAUCAAAUUCUUUGUUUAAAUCAACAACUGGCUCAUUUAAUGAUUUAUGGAAAGAUAAUCCGACGCCAGUGAUUGGAAGAGUAAUUUGGUGUGUUAAUGAAUCUAAACAGAAAUGGUUACGUUUAGAUAAAUCCAGAAAUCAAAAUGACAACAGUAAUAAUAAUAACAAUAGUAAUAUAACUAGUAAAAAUUUAAUUUUAAUUAAUUCUGGAAAAUUCCACUGUCCACAACCGAAUCAAUCGGAAGAUAUGAAAUAUUGUUGUGGACCGUUAGGAAAACAAAUAUGCUGUAAAAUAACAGACACGCCAGGCUUAAGAUGGGGUAUACCACUUGGAGUAAUUGUCACGAUAAUCGUAUUUUUAACAGUUAGUUAUACAAUUCAAGUAUUUCGAGCAUGUGAUCGAUGUUACCAUGAAUGUCCUAUAUUCACACCGGCCUCUGAUGAUGCCGAAUUCCAAUGGGAUACACGUUGGUAUACUGUAUCACAUGAAGGUAAUCGAUACGGUGUAACAUUUCAUAGUCGAAUAUUUGCCAAUGAAUUUAUGAAAUGUUUAGAAGCUGAAUAUGGUCGAUGGAAUACAGCCAACAUAUUAAAAAUACAAAGAGAUGGACAAAAUUUUGUUAUUCUAAAUAUAUUUUUUCAUGAUCUUUUCACUCCAUGGUUUUAUACACAAGGACCGAUUAAAAAUGAUGAAGAAUGGAUACGAACAGAUUUUAAAAAUAUUUGUCAUACAGUACAAGCUCGAUUGGCUGUGAAUCCUAGAUUCAAAUGGAAAUUGAAUAAACUGUUUAAAAAUUCAACAGAUAAAACAUCAAAACAAACAAAUCAACCAUCAAUCAACAUAAAUCCAUCAGAACUGAUCAAUUCGCAUUUAGACAAGAAAAGUAUUGACCAAUUAUCUAAUCCCAAUACUGUGACAACUCCAUGGAUACCAUGGACAAAAGUAGCUUAUAUUCCAUCGUUAACUGAGACAUCAGUUAAAAAACAUUUAGUACGUAAUACGAAUAAAAGUAAAUAUAGAAUGAAAAACGAGCAUAAAAAUAGUCAAUUAGUCAAUGUGAUUAUAUUAGAAGAUAUUAUUGAAUGUAAUGGUUUAGAUAAAGGUGUACAAACGCAUCAGAAACGAUUGCAAGCACAUAAAACAACUAUUGAUCCAGUUGUAUGAGACAGACAAUGUCAAAUGAAUGAAACAAUGAACAUGAUUAUGUGAUAUUUCAUAAGUAAUACGGAACAAUGUGUUUCUGUUCUGUACUACAAACAUUUACUGUUAGUGAAUGUUCUAG